AGUGAAAAUAAAAGCAAAACAACGCUGGUUGGGUUAGGCCACUGGAUAAGAUUUCCAAGAAAUCACCCGUUACUCUGCUAUAAAUCGAUUUGGGCGGACAAAACAACCCCGUCCACGGUUCCGUUCAGUGCGUAGUGAGAAGUAUCAUCAAGGGAAGAGAGCGUCGGUAUCUUUCAUCUCAUCAUACAGUAGAUUCAAGACACGUUAUAGCUAAAUUUAGUGUCAUCAAACAGGAAGAGCUAGAGAGAGCCAGUAUGUCUAAUGCCAGACUAAUACCUUCACCCAUUUGUUUGGUGGAGAAUGUGAACGGAUCACUCUGCGUCUGUAAGGAUGCCAUUGAGUUCCUGAGUAGGAUCAGUGAGCCGGUGGUUGUAGUGUCUGUGGUGGGACUCUACCGUACGGGGAAGUCCUACCUUAUGAACCGCCUGGCAGGACAACAGUCAGGCUUUGCUCUCGGUAACACUAUUGAGUCGAAAACCAAAGGCAUCUGGAUGUGGUGUGUCCCUCACCCCUAUAAAGAAGGACACACUCUGGUGCUGCUGGACACAGAGGGACUCGGUGAUGUGGACAAGGGAGACUCUAAGAAUGACGGCUGGAUCUUCUGUCUGGCUGUUUUGCUCAGCAGCACUCUGGUGUACAACAGCCGCGGCACCAUCGAUAACAAUGCAGUGGAAAAGCUGCACUAUGUUACUGAGCUCGCUGAAAAGAUCAAGAUUGAAUCGGUAGAAGCAGCAGAAGAGGAAGAGGAGGAUUCAAAAUAUGUGAUUUUCUUUCCAUCAUUCAUCUGGGUGGUUAGAGAUUUCACCUUGGAACUGGUAAUUGAUGGAAAGAAAGUGACCGAGGACGAGUACCUUGAGUUUGCCCUCCAGCUGAAGAAAGGUGUAAAUAAGAAAGCCAGCGACUACAACCUGCCCCGUCAAUGCAUCCGAACCUAUUUCCCAUCCCGGAACUGUUUCGUUUUCCCAUCUCCAGCCUCAAAUGAAAACAUGACACGCUUAGAAAGCUUGCAAGAACGGGACCUUGUACCAGAUUUUCUGGAGGUCACAGGUCGUUUUUGUGACCACAUCUAUCACAAGAGUUUAGUGAAAACACUGAAAGGAGGACACAGAGUUACUGGCAAAUUGCUCGGGAAUCUGGUGCAGAUUUAUGUGGAUACAAUCAGCAGUGGGAAGGUGCCCUGUCUGGACAAUGCAGUGGUUACUCUGGCAAAACUAGAGAACCAGGCAGCUGUUCAAGAAGCUUUGAAAGUGUAUCAGAGUGGGAUGGAAGAGGUGAAGAACAAGUUCCCAGUAAGUGUGGAUGAUAUUUCCUCAGAGCACCAGAAGUUCAGCAGUCUGGCCACCGCUGAGUUCAUGAAACGCUCCUUUAAAGAUGAAAAAGGAGAAUACCUAAUAAAACUGGUGGAAAACAUAGAUGUACACUAUGUAGGCCUUUGGAAAGAGAAUGAGAUGGCGUCAGAGAGAAAGUGCAGAGAUCUGCUGAAGAAUUUAUUCUCUGACAUGAAUAAACGGCUGCAGAAUGGAGAGUACAGUCAGUCUGGAGGAUAUGAACUCUACUGCAGAGACAGAGACGCCAUUGUUGAGCAGUACCGCAGAGAACCCAACAAAGGUGUAUCGGCUGAGGCUGUGCUGAAUGAGUUUCUGAAUGAGCGAGGAGCUGAAGCAAACUGCAUCCUCUACACAGACAAAAAACUCACUGAAAACGACAGAAAGAUUCAAGAGGAGAAGGAGAAGAAUGCUCUGCUGGAACAGAAGUCUAAAGAGGAAGAGGAGAAACGCAUUGAGAGUGAACGGAUGUGGGUGGCAGAAAAAGAGCGGCUAGAUGAUCAAAUGAGGCAGAUGAAGGAGAAGUUCAAACAGGAGAUGGAGCAGCAGCAGCAGGAGAUGGACAGAGCCAUUGAGAGCAAACUGAAGGAGCGGGAGGAGCUGCUAAACAAAGGCUUUAGGGAGAAAGCUGAUCUUCUGAAUGAAGAGAUAAACAAUCUUAAAAAAGAAAAGGAAGAGAAAAGUUCUACCGGUUUUAUGAAGGAAUAUGUGAUGCCUAUUGUUGGAGCUGUUUCAGACGUCCUUCCUGCCAUCCUCCAAUACAAGGUGCUGAUGAAAGGACUCAAAAAAUAAUAAAUAACCCUUUCAUGCAAAUCACUGUUAUAUUACAAAUGAAUUCAUUUAUAGUUAUAGCUUAUGAAACACAAUCAUCAGUAGGUUCUUAUUUAAUAACAUUAUAUUUAGCUUAUUACUGAGUAAUGUCCUAAUUGUCAUUCUUACAGUAUACUGUACACAAACAUUAUGUAGGCUACUGUGUUGCUGGUGACUGGAGAAUUCAUAGAUUUAAGCAUGUAGUUGUUGCUGUUUUUAGUAGACCUUCAUUUCACAUGCUGUUUGUGUUUGAACUAAGCAAAUAAAUAGGAUAAAAACAACAAA
Molecule: messenger RNA, 2420 nt
Organism: Ctenopharyngodon idella (grass carp)
Lineage: Eukaryota; Metazoa; Chordata; Actinopteri; Cypriniformes; Xenocyprididae
Product: guanylate-binding protein 1-like
Exons: 11
Coding region: 255-2117 (620 amino acids)
Molecular function (GO): GTPase activity; GTP binding
Source: RefSeq, a predicted model, not a curated record